CAUGUUGCGAGUGUUAUCAUUGCAGCUGCCCAUUGAGACAAGAGAUAGUGGUUACUGGUUAGCUUGAGUAUCAUGAAUGUGUGUGCAACGGAAGGGCUGCUCUUUAUUUCGGCAUAACCAAUCAAAUUAUAGAAACGAAAGCAAUAAAAUAUAUUUCAAGACAUUGUCCGAGCAGCAGCCAAUGAGAAUACACGGCACUUGACCACCGACUGUAAAGGAAGACGCGUUUGGCCACCAUUUCUCCAUCUCCACCAUUUUGGCUGUCAGUGAUGGAGCACAUCCGGACGCCAAAGGUGGAAAAUGUGCAUCUCCUGGACCGGUCGAUGGGCCAGAGGAAAGCCAGCGUCGGGACUCUCUACCUUUCUGCUACACAUACAAUGUUUAUGGAGAAGCACCCUGAGACAUGCAAGGAGAUCUGGGUAUUGCACAGCAUGGUGAGUAGUGUGGAGAGGUUGCCCACCACCCCUGCAGGUAGCCACCUUAUCCUGCACUGCAAAGACUUCAGGAUCUUCCAGCUUCUCAUCCCGCAGGAGAAAGACUGCUUCGAUGUUCAUACCUCGUUGUUGAGGUUGUCACGACCAGAAAAGUACAGUGAGCUAUACUGUCUGUCCUUCAAUCCCAAUGUGAACAAGGAAGAGAGAGAAGAGUCAUGGAACUUCAUAGACCUCAUGGCUGACUACAAAAGAAUGGGUGUUCCAAAUAACCUCUGGGUUGCUACCGCAGCCAAUAAAGAAUACAGGAUAUGUGAAACAUACCCGUCUGAGCUGUUUGUUCCAAAGUCUGCCACACCUGCAGUCAUUGUGGGCAGCUCAAGGUUCAGGAGCCGAGGACGAUUUCCUGCUCUGACAUACUUUCACCAGGACACACUGGCGGCGGUGUGCAGGUGUAGUCAGCCAUUGUCAGGCUUCAGUGGACGCUGUCAGGAGGAUGAGAUGAUGCUGCAAGCUGUGAUGAAAUCCAAUCCUGGAUGUGACUACAUUUAUGUGGUGGAUACAAGGCCCAAAAUAAAUGCGAUGGCCAACAGAGCUGCUGGUAAAGGAUAUGAGAACGAGGACCACUACACCAACAUCAAGCUGCACUUCAUUGGCAUAGAAAACAUUCAUGUGAUGAGGAACAGCCAGCAGAAAAUUAUUGAUGUGACCGAAAAGCGAUCUCUAUCAAUGACUGACUUCCUUUGGGGUCUGGAAAACUCUGGUUGGCUGAAACACAUUAAAGCUGUUCUAGAUGCUGGAGUCUUCAUUGCCAGGGCAAUUGCUGAUGAAGGGGUCAGUGUGUUGGUGCACUGUUCAGAUGGCUGGGACCGCACAGCUCAGGCCUGCUCUGUAGCCAGUCUACUGCUGGACCCGUUCUACCGUACCAUCAAAGGACUGAUGGUACUAAUAGAAAGAGACUGGAUUUCCUUUGGUCACAAGUUCUCCCACAGGUAUGCCCACCUGGACGGUGAUCCGAAAGAGGUGUCCCCAGUCAUUGAUCAGUUCUUGGAGUGUGUGUGGCAGCUGUCUGAGCAGUUUCCAUGUGCCUUUGAGUUUAACGAGUGCUUCCUUAUUGCUAUACACACACACGUCUACUCCUGCCAAUUCGGGACCUUCCUCGGCAACUGUCAGAAGGAACGUAAGGAUAUGAGGCUUGUUGAACGGAGUCAUUGUGUGUGGCCUCAGCUGUGGAAGGACAGAGCAGACUUCAUGAAUCCUUUGUACAAGGCUGACCUCAGUCAAUGUCACGGCGUCUUGAGACCCAACACCACCCCCUACUGUUUCAAAAUGUGGAAGGGACUCUACAACCACGUGGAGCGGUCCACGUCUCCACACCAGUCACCUGCUGACUUCCUGACUGCUGUGAGGGCGGAGUCCCAGCAGCUGGAGGAGGAACUGACCAAUCACCAGGAGAGGAUAGCUGCGCUGACAGGGAAGCCAAUCACAUGGGUGAAAGUCGAGGUUAAAAGGAGGAUCCUCCCCAUGCAGCAGAGACACUGUGGGCCGGACCCCCCCACAACGUACAAAGUCCCAGUCUCCAGCCCGGCACAGGACCACAGCACCCUUGAAGCCGUCAGUGGGAAAGCUAAGAUGAAGUACCCCGCUCUGCCUCUAGGCCAGCCCCUCAGCGGAGAUGACCUCUCCAACUGGAAUGACCCGGAAUCGGGCGUGGCUGACCUCAGCAGCCGCUCAUCCAGUGCUGAGGAUGAGGGCCAGGAGAUGCAGAUGAGCAAAGGUGCCAUUAUGGGCUUCGAUGGACGCUGUUGUCUCUAACACUACUAAAAUACUACUACUACAAAUACUAUAGUGACUGGGUACAAGGCUGGGCUCGCCAUGCUAAUGCUGACGCCAUGUCUCUGCACCCUUGUGCUCUCGCCGCCAGCUGUUACUGUGAAAACAGAAAAAGCCCGGGAGAAAGAACUGUGAGGGGACGAGAAGGCCCCAUAUGUAGGGAGGUGCAAACUAAGGGCGCACCUGAAUGGAGAAUGCAGGAAGAACAGGAUGCUCAUCUACAACCAGUAAUGCAGUGGGUGGAGUCAGGACAUGACGUGUCAAAAACGCUUCGUCGACUCCGGCAAAGUUUUUAUUGGGGUCGACUCAGGAGAGACAUUGAGGACUUCGUUAUCAGUGAGACCUCUGUACCACACACAAGGGUCCUCCAGAUCAGUCUCGCGCCCAGCUUUGGCUGCUGGCAGUGGAGGCUCUGAUGGAAAGGUUGGUAGUGGACGUAAUGGGCUCAUUCCCACGCACACACGAGCAACCGAUACAUCCUGGCCGACAUGGAUUACGUAUACCAUCCCAGACCAGGAGGGGGGGAACUGUUGCAGAUGCUCUGGUAGAGGGCAUGUUUACAAGGUUUGGGGCAGCUGAAGUCAUUCACAGCGACCAAGAGAGGAACUGUGUUGUCUGCGAUUUACGAGCGAAUGGGAACGGAGAAGACGCAGACAAUAUUGCUUAUAUCACCAGAGUUAUGGGCUCGUCAAGCGAUUCAACAAAAUCCUCGUAAAGCACCUUGCCAUCCUCAUGGCAUAAGAUCAACUGGAUUGGGACGUGUAGCUCCCAUUCGUCUUGUGGGCCUACAUGUCAGCCAUGCAGAAUUCCACAUCAUGCACGUCUGUCCUACUCAUGCUGGGAUGAGAGCUGCGGAAGACAGCAGAAGUGGUCUUUGGUAGACCCCCAGAUACCCCAGCAAAAAGUGGACUCAAGACAGAAAAGGAAUGAUGAUGUGAGAGCCAGGGGCUGGGCAAGGACUUUACAGCCAGGCACUUGGUCUGGGUGUACAGUCCAAAAAAGAAGGGCAGAUGCCCCAAGUUGGACAGCCACUGGGUGGGGCCUUGUGAUGUGUUGGAGAGGUAGUGUAUAGGGUCCAGCUGCCACCUAGGGAGCCCUCCACAGGGACAGGAUGCACUGGGUCAUGGGGGUCAUGCACUCCCAGUUCUGUCUUGAUGGACAGGGACCAACUUACCAUUGAUUCCAGAAGACGGGAGCGCAACAAUCUUGUUGGUGCGGAGUUACGCAAGUGGAGCGGAGAAGAGAAGGCCAGUGGAAAACAGUUUAUCAAAACUACCGAAGGUGUCAAUUAUAGACACGACAUAGACACAACGACAGCAGGGCCGCUGCUGUCAGUGUCAGCUGAGGAGAAUGCAGUAGAUGAAGCUGAGAGUAACACAUUUCAUCACAAAAAUGUGAGUAUUAAAGCAGUGAACUAUGUAAAUGUCGCUAAAUGUUCUUAUCAAUUACACUGUUGAUAAGAAAAACCGUUGACAUGAUUCACUUGUUAGGUAAUAAUCCUCCAGGAGGACUUUAAGGACUUCAUUUAGUUCAGGA
Messenger RNA from Dunckerocampus dactyliophorus (ringed pipefish), 3800 nucleotides. It is a transcript of the gene mtmr7b, whose product is annotated as myotubularin related protein 7b. Gene Ontology annotation, biological process: dephosphorylation. Gene Ontology annotation, molecular function: phosphatase activity. The coding region runs from base 270 to 2246 and encodes 658 amino acids. The record is from RefSeq and is a predicted model, not a curated record. Lineage: Eukaryota; Metazoa; Chordata; Actinopteri; Syngnathiformes; Syngnathidae. The transcript has 15 exons.